Nerophis ophidion (straightnose pipefish) is the source of this 4885-nucleotide messenger RNA. RefSeq names its product ataxin 7-like 2b (gene atxn7l2b). The transcript is spliced from 11 exons. Bases 723 to 2246 code for a protein of 507 amino acids. The record is from RefSeq and is a predicted model, not a curated record. NCBI's taxonomy places the organism in Eukaryota, Metazoa, Chordata, Actinopteri, Syngnathiformes, Syngnathidae.
GUGACGCCCAUGAUUGUGCAAGCACGCGCAUAAUGACGUGUUUAUGAUGAGCGUGUCCCUUCGCGAACGCGCGACAACAGCAAUGGCCGUCGUGGAAGGCCGAAAUCCUAAUCUCGACGAUUUUGUCGGAUUAAAUUGGAGUUGUUGGGUGGAUAGGGAGAAUAUUUUCACAUCUGACGCUGGUCUGUGUGCCGAAUAUGGGAGUGUCAUCAGUGAGACCAUGACCCUCAGCAAAGAAGCUACAAUCAGGCGGAAGACGGGGUACAUCCUGGACAAGUCGCCACCUCAUCGCAGGGCCAACACAGAUAGACAGACUACAUUUACACUCACAUUCACGCACUAGGGUCAAUUUAGUGUUGCCAAUCAACCUAUCGCCAGGUGCAUGUCUUUGGAAGUGGGAGGAAGCCGGAGUACCCGGAGGAAACCCACGCAUUUACGGGGAGGACAUGCAAACUCCACACAGAAAGAUCCCGAGCCCGGGAUUGAACCCUGACUACUCAGGACCUUCGUAUUGUGAGGCAGACGCACUAACCCCUUUUUCACCAUGAAGCCAUAAUAGGAAAUCAAAUAGUAUUCGUCCUUCACUAUGUGAUAAGCACAUAUUUGGUGAGUGUCCUUCCCACGAUGACUUCUACCUGGUGGUGUGCAGCCACUGUGGCCUGGUGGUAAAGCCGCAAGCCUUUGAGAAACACUGCGAGAGGCGACACGAUCUCGUUCUGAAGAUGUGUGGACAGUCAUUUACGUUAGCGCCGAAGCAAAGACCUCGCCCCGGCCACCCUGUCAACCUUUCCCUCUCCAGAGAGAGGCAGAAAGACAGCAGAUGUCUCGAAGCGAGCAUAACGACAGCAGAAUCACCUGGCCACCAUAACAGGCCCACAAAGGCUCGAAAGGAAGCUGUGAGUUUAUCUUUAGUGGAGAACCCUCAUCUUCCUCACAAUGCUGCUUCCACACACAGAACUUAUGUUUCUCAGUUUCAACCAAGUGUGCUGCCUUCAGGCCUCUCUUCCUCAUCGUCUACCUCUCCUUCAAAGAGACCCCCGAUGCAAACAUCUAAACAUAAUAUCAAGCAAAAAUGUGACCUAAAGAAACAAAGCAGUGAGAUGGAUCAAGGAAGACAGAAGCCACCUUGCAAGCUAAUAUGCAAUACUGAAGGCAUCCUCCAGCAGCAGAGGUCGCAGGUGUUGGCGAAGCAGAGUGAAGCAUGUCGUAAUACGGAGCUGCUUCCUGACAAAUCUAAAGAGCAGCAUUUAGAAGCUUUAAAUAAGAAAAUAACAAACCUGAAAAACAGCCUGAGCAGCAAUUGUCACAUUCUCAGUCGGUCUCGAGCUGCAUCGCAGAGCUUUCCAGAAGAGGAGGCUGACGGCACCGUGAAAGUGGAGGUCCAAACUCCAUACCCCUUCAAUCAGCAUCUGCUCUCCGGCGAGGAGAGUGACGAUGAUGAGCAAGAGGCAGCUACUGAUCUGCCUGCCACUUCUUGGCACCCCAAACCUCUUAGUCUUUGCACUUUUGGAUGUCGCUCUCUGGCAUGCAACAUCUUCACCUUUGACAGGCGUCUGCACCACCUGCGGUUUGCCCUCACUGCCAUGUUGGAGCAUCAUGUUAGCACCCACCGCUGGAAGAAAAUACCUCAAGCAUCAUCAGGUCUCAGGUCUCAUCACGUCACAGAGUCUGCCAAGAAUGUGUCUGGACGUUCCCAUACCGCUGGUACCCUCAGCCUUGCCUGUGCCUCACUGGGACAACUUGAAAAAAAGUCACAGAGCACUAAACUACCAUCCAAUACAUCUGCAAAACGACCCGCCAGAUUACGAAACCCUAUCGGGUUACCCGGCUCCAAUUUGUUGCAAAAUGAGCUGUCGUGCAGUAGUGUGGAAACAUCCUCAAGAUGUAGUACAGACAAGCGCCAACCUCAGGUGACAUCCUCCCAAGGACCAGUUAAUGGUCACCUCUCACAAGGAAAAAAGACAUGCCAUCCUCUUCCUUUACAGCCCUCAAAGAGACCUGUGUCAGCUUUAGUGCGGCAGCCUGCUUUAUUGUCCCCUGAUAAAGCGGCGUCACUGCAUGUUAAGCACAAAAUAUCAGGCUCUAACCAAAGGCCUCUAGGUAAAAAGAGAAAAAGUUGCAGUGAAUCACAGCCUCUCAAGUGUCAGCGUUUGUCCUCCCUAAACUGCCCUAUCUCCUGGAAAGGGGAAGUGCGGUCAAGCCCUGAGAAAAGGCCAGCAUCCCAAAUAGAGAAUAAGACAUCUUGAAGAAGACGCCUGCAGCUGCUGCCAACUUUGUCUGUGAUGGCAUGAAUGUGUUCGGGUGUAGUUACUAUGUCUGAAGUAUGGAGGGAGUGAGUUUCCCCAGCACAUUACCUUGCCAGCCUAUUGUUAUGAAAUGUUUGCUUUUCUUCAUGUCUUCAUGUGUAUUACCGUGAAAGAAUACCUCAAUAUUUAAAAGCUGCUGAAAGUAAACAACAUUUUAUGGCAAAACAAUUCAUAACGUCCAGUCUUAGAAUUUACUUAUACAAUAGCUGGUGUAGGACGUUUUACCAUUUGUUAAAUGAAAACAACUACUGUACUAAACUACAUGUACUAUGUAAGGUGAAUGUUGAGUCAGCUUAAUCUAAAUGGUAAAGGUUCCCAUAUUCCCACAAGACAAGCAGUAAAAUAUAGAGGCAGCACAGUGUGUCAAGGUCAGUCGUUUAUUUCAUCAAGUAAUACCUCUAAUGCCUGCAGCCAAAGAAGUGCUAAAACAGGAGUCCCCAACUUUCAUUCCUCUUAGAGCUACUUUGGCAAAAAAAGAGGAUAUGUUUACGCCAAGCAACAUUUAAAUUGUAUUGUUUUUAUUAAAGUGUUUUACAGGGGUAACUUAAAAAAAUAUAAUUUUGUGCAAAUGUUCAGUUAUUCUAACAAUUAAAUUUCCAAGCUGAAAAUAACGAUUCAGGCUCACAACAUGCAACUAAAGAUAUUUGAAGACUUAUUUUGAUAUAAUAAACUGAAAACCAUGAUCAUCAAAAUUGUAGCAAAUGAAAGUUUGAUAUUUUUAAUGUUCCUACUUGUUGGAUACCCUUGCUGUAAAGCAUACCAUGCAAAUCCAUUCUGAAUUUGGCCAGCCAACUUAUCUUUGCGAUGGUGGUCAAUUAACUCUGCUGCUUUUAAAAUAUUUAUAUGGAGGACUGGCGAAUGUGGGGGAAAGGCUUUCAGCCACAUCCCUUCAGGAAUGUUUGCAAAACUGCUACUUUUAAGUUUGAAGAAUAGAGAUAUUGAAUGUCAGAAACCACACUAAUGCCACUUAUCCGUGAUUAUUUCCAAAUAUUUUCAUGAAUGGAUGCAGUCAUUUUUAUAUCGCCUUCUUUCUUAUUUUAGAUCCAUCCAAAAUCAUUGUAGUAAAUAAUGUGUUCUGCUUUUUUGACAAAAAUAGUGUUAUCUACAAAAGAUGUGAUUCCAAAGGGCCAAAUUAUAUUCUUCACGGCUCAUCAGACAUGGCCUGAGACAGCCAGAGCACGGUACGUUUCUCUUUGACUUUGCUAAAAAUAACUUGCGGCUACAUACUCACUGCCUGUCAGGACGUCAGGCCUUUUUCAUAAAUGUCCACAUGUUUUUUCUGAUUCCACAAAUGUAAAAUACACCCAUCAUUCCAUAGAAAACUGGACCCCAACCCAUUUGAAAAAUAAACGUGUAAACCAAGACAAUUGCACAGCAGCAGACCAAAUGAGCAACAAGGUAAGAUUAUACAACAAUACAGUCAGUACACAGGUACAACAUAGCUGUACAACUAAUAAAUACUGAACACAGAUAGUGGUAAUACAUACUGUAUACUAUAUGGCAAUAUGUAGGAUGGAAGAUCUACUUAAAACCUUCUUGCGAUACUUGGAGGUUAUAGAGCAAUAACAAGUAUACACACAAGGGCAGAGCUGAAAGAAUUUGCACACUUCGAAAUUGCCCUGAUUUGCCGCUAACUGCUGCAUUAGUGCCGUGUGCUUCAUCUUAACAAAGCUUGUGGUAUUUUAGACAUGCUGUUGUAUAUUCUUAGGUGAGAGUGGAAUGAUGCACGCACCACCUCUCUGUGUGACUUCCUCUUCGCACGCACAUUGGAGAUGCUGAGAACAUUUCAUCCGUUUCCCCCAAAGCACCUUUCAAAGGGCUGCACUGAUUUCAGUUCAACAUGUGUCAUUCAUUUUGACAUACCAAAUUCCUCCCCGCAAUUAUUUUUCAUUUAAAAAGCAAACAUUCAAUAAACGCUGUGGGCAUUUCAUAUACUCCCAAAAGGGCAUCACAUUCAUUUCCUGGAUGACUGAUUGCUGUUUGAGGGCUGCACACAUACACACACGCGCACACAAACAUACACAUACUAAAACUGAAUUGAGCCUUAGACAAUAACUUUUGUGCUGUGUGACGCCUGAUAAAAGACACAAAGGCAUACACAGCAGAGGGGGAAUGAAACCCAUCUGAGAACCGUUCAUCUUAGCCUUGUAUUAUCACUCACAUAUUGCUAUGGUUUGAUUACAUUGUGCCCCUAUUCAUGCAGUAUACUCUCCUCUUUCAUGACUGCUUAUUGUAUAUCCGCCAUUUAUUAGAUAUGUUUUUGUCAAUAUUUUUACUCCAGUAAACGUUUAUUAUAUUUGCUUAUUCUAAUUUGUGAAAUGUUAUAUUCAUUAACUUUGUUAUUUUUAGGGCUGUCAAAUAAUGAGUUAACUCAUGUGAUUAAUACCAUCUAUCCAUCCAUCCAAUUUCUACCGGGGUCGCGGGGUUUGCUGGAGCCUAUCUCAGAUGCAUUCGGCGGAAGGCGGGGUACACCCAGGAAAAGUGGCUACCUCGUAGCAAAAAAUAAAUUAAGCGACAAUGAGCGAGAAGACUACGACUGGUGUGUUCAAAAUAAAUACUGACAGGACUUUAAAAUGAAA